This is a messenger RNA of Zea mays, 947 nucleotides long. RefSeq lists its product as uncharacterized. The transcript is spliced from 2 exons. The record is from RefSeq and is marked validated. The coding region runs from base 59 to 688 and encodes 209 amino acids. Lineage: Eukaryota; Viridiplantae; Streptophyta; Magnoliopsida; Poales; Poaceae.
AAAAUUGGGGAGAGGAGCGAGAGAGAACGACCGAAACAGAGAGAUAAUCCAGAGAGAGAUGGCAAACUGUUUUGGUGACAUCGUGGACAAUUACAAGUUAGAUACAAUGCCAAGAUAUGUCGGCAAAACGAAGACUCGAGAAGACCGGGCACGAGAGGCCUCCUAUCUCAAUAAUGAGAAUGAAAAGUCCAAGAAGGCUAAAGACUAUGUGAACAUGCUGAAGGACUGGUACGGCAAUGGAGCGUCGACGCUGUGCGUGAUCUACAACCAGACGGGCGGAACCCUGCGGUACAUCGACGACAAGGACUGGCUGGGCUACCCGGGGCCGACGCCCUACCCGACGGAGAUCGGGAACGGGCAGUGGGCGUCCUUCCUCCACGUCCACAAAACCGGCGCCGCGUCGGGGUCCAUGGCCGCCGUCGUCUACCGCGGCAAGGACGGCGGCGGCUCCGAGCGCGACUUCGCAAUGGCCUGGAGCACCCCCUGGGGCGCCUCCAAGAACAGGGCCUACUGCGAGAUCGGCAGCGUCGGCUCCUUCCAGUCGCAGUGGGACAAGCUCUACACCAAUCUCAACAAGGCCGGGUACACCACCAACGCCAGUAGUACCCACUCGUCUAUUUCUGCAGCCACUGCCAAGGGCAGCUCCCCCGACUUCAAAGCAUACGUCAAGAUCCCUUACAGUGCAUGAUGUCGGUCGAUGCUGUCAAAUCCGAUCCAUCAUGGCAUCGUUCUGUUUGUACUACUUCUUCCUCCAAUUAAUAAUCGUAUAGCAGCUUGAAAUAAUAUUGCAUGCAUUCAAGCAUGAUGCAAAUUAGAAAUAAUAUACCAAUAGCAGCAGCAGCAGUAGCCUCUACACUGCUGCCAUUGUAAUAUGGAAUAAGAGAGUUCUAGUGCUUUGGUCACUCGCUUGUAAGGUAAUUAGUAAUGUUUGAGCUAGAGUUUCUCCG